CACACUGGGGAAAAGCCUUAUGAAUGUAAACAGUGUCACAAGUGUUUUAGCCAAGCAGUUCACCUAAGGAAUCAUGAAAGAGUUCACACUGGGGAAAAGCCCUAUAAAUGUAAACAGUGUGGCAAGUGUUUUAGCCAAAAAGGAAGUCUAACAUGUCAUGAAAGAAUUCACACUGGGGAAAGGCCAUAUAAAUGUAAACAGUGUGGCAAGUGUUUUAGCCAUGUUGGAAGCCUUAGGAUCCAUGAAAGAGUUCACAGUGGAGAAAAACCAUAUAAAUGUAAACAGUGUGACAAGUGUUUUAGCCAAAAAGGAAGUCUAA
Molecule: messenger RNA, 319 nt
Organism: Porites evermanni
Lineage: Eukaryota; Metazoa; Cnidaria; Anthozoa; Scleractinia; Poritidae
Source: the annotation of a GenBank genome assembly